GAAGUACUACUACCACGAGUGCGUGACGCUUCGGUUUUUCGAUCAGGGAAAGUCCAAAAAGCCGAACGCGGGAAACAACAAGCUGCUUCUAUGCUGUGCAAAAGUAAUAUCGCACUCUUACUAAUUGCAAAUACGCAUGACAAAUCUUCAUCCUAAGGUAAAACAGCACUACAAAUUUCGUUUUUCUUCUUGCCAAAAUUUGUAAUGCAAUUUAUACUAGUAGUACGGUACUUUUGCAAUGCAUAGCUUCUCAAAGUGGACCACGGGGGUGACCCGGACAAGAUUUCUGACGGGCACAUGGCUAUGAGAGUGCAGAACCCCCCCUCCCCCUCAUUAUUUGUCAUGCAAAAUACCAAACCCACGCUUUGCCUCUUGACACUUUUCGCAUGACAAGUUCUAGAAGCUCAAACAGGGCUAAGAUCCUGGGUGAAUUUGUCAUGCAAAACCUGCAUUCAUCUUGCCGACGCUUGUAUUGCUGUUUAUGCCAUACAAAUGAGGGGGAGGGGGAGUUGUACACUCCCAUAGUGGCAUGCGGCGGAAUAAACAGUUGCUCCUCCGGGGGGUACUGCAAUGCCUGCAAGGUGAUCGGGGGAAAGGACUAUGGCAACUUUGAAGGCGCCUGCUGCCAGUGGCGCUCCACGGACAGCGCCAAUGCCGGGGACUGGCACGCCAGCGACCCGCGGUAUCCACAGUAAAUUUAUUCCCGUACACGACGUACAAAAACAAAUGCGGUCCCUGCAUGACAAAAUUGGGCUUCGAUCCUAGUUUAGCAUGACAAUUGUUACGCCCCAAAAAAUUGGUGAAAUUUGUGACGCACUUUGUCCACGUGUACAGGAAAUUUGUAUUGCAUACGCGGGAGUGCAAGAUUAUCACGGCCCUGAAGGACUGGAGUGUGCAGCACUCUGUGACGGCAGCUAUCAAAUGUAAAAAUGUCUGGGUCUGGAAGAAUGCAACUUGUGAUGCUGCAUUAGGAUUCCAAAAAAAUCUGUAUUGCAUGAGUACCAAAUGGAAUGCAAUUUUUUCUACGCUGAGAAGGCAUUUGUCAUGCAGAAUAGGCAUCAAGAAGCCUUCAAAAAAUCUGUAUGGCUAGGGUAUGCUUAUGCAUCACAGACAUCAUGGCUCAUGCAAAACGUGCAUGACAAAUCUCGCAUUCUUCCAGACCCAGACAUUUUUACAUUUGAUAGCAGCGUACCUGAACCAAGAUUUUGGUGGCUUUCUGAAUAAACCGCAAGGCCACCGCUCCUGCGUCGCUGUACCGAAGUGGGUAUCGAAUGCAAAAAUGUCUGGGUCUGGAAGGUUGGAACUUGUCAUGCUGUUUUUGGAUUCUGAAAAAAUUUGUAUUGCUCGACCAGCAAGAAAGGUCCAGUUUGUGCUACGCGGACAGGACAUUUCUCAUGCAGAAGGCGCAUCAGGAAGCCGUCUAAAAGUCUGCGAUGGUAGGUCAUGCAUUACAGGCCUCAUGGGUCAUGAGAAAUAUGCAUAACAAAUCUUGCAUUCUUCCAGACCCAGACAUUUUUGCACUUCAUAGUGGGUCAGGUCGUACGAGCAGUCCUGCUUGUCAAAAUGCAGCAACACGCUGGGACUGUGCAAUCAAUGCCCAAACCAUCCGACCAACACCAAUCUGUUCGGGGCGUGCUGCAAGAAGGGCGACAACAGCGCUACUCGCCCCUACGAGUGCGGUCUCGUCCAGGGCGGUUUUUCCUUCGCGGAUCGGCUGAAAGACACGGCUUAUGGGAACACGUUUUUUGUAGAAGAUAUGGCGUUCUCAAACGUUACAUUCUCAACUGUUACAUGAAUUUGUGAUGCAAGAAUCGCAAAAGUUAAAGGAAGGACCUUGCGCGUCUUGCAUGACAGAUUUGGCGCAGAUUCUCAGCCUGUUUGGCCGUCUGAGAAUUUGUCAUGCGAAGCAGCUUGAUGGCGUUAUUAGUCAAGGUAAUUUUGCAUGACAAAUCAUGUAACAGUUGAGAAUGUAACAGUUGAGAGCGCCAUAGAAGAGUGUGUGUACGUACAAACGACCACCACUACGACUACCCCGGCCCCGGUCCACUGCGUGGGCCGGUGGGACCCUGCCGAGGAUAUCGCAACGCUGAAGACGCAGUGCACCAGCGGGAGCAUUCUGAUUCGGGAGUACCAAGUGACAACUCCGAGUCAACACGGCGGAAACGCUUGUCCAGCCGCGGAUGGUGACGAAUACGAGAUAACCUGCCCCACGGAUUGCGUCGGCGAGUGGAGCAAGACACGGCACCAAUUAAAAGCUCAGUGCACGGGAAAUGGGGAGACGUUUACCCGAACGUACACACGUUUGACGGAAGCCGCCCCUGGCAGCGAGAGGACACUCCCCGACGGAACUCCCACAACCUGGGGAACGGCCGGUCAGGCGUGCGCCCACGCGCAGAAGGAAACGGAUUCGAUCACCUGUGCCGAGUACCAGUGCACCUGCACGCACGGAACACCUCUCACCGGGUCGGAGUGUGGUCAGGAAGGGCAGACGCCCGGAUGUGUCGAAGAUGGGUGCCAUGCUGGGCACCACCCGGAGCCCAUCGGUGCUGGCAAAUUUGAGUGCGUCGUCAACCAGUGCACCUGUUCGGUACCAGGCGGCACUGCUGCGACGGGAGUAGACUGCGAUGAAAACGGGUCGACGGAAAAGUGCACCGACUGCAGCGACCUGGACGUGUAUUACAAUGACGGCGGUAUCUGUCGGGAGCACGAGUGCUCUUGCACGCACGGCACCGCGGCAUCCGGUGCGGGCUGCGCCCUUGUAAACGGCAAUAAAGUCGAAAUGUGCACCGAAUGCACGGCCCAAGGGUACUACCUCAACAGCGCUACCAAGCUUUGUGAGGAAAAGCAGUGCACCUGCGAGGGCGGGACGCCGGCCACGGGACCGGAAUGUCCGAAUCACGACGACCAAAAGUGCAUACGAAUUGCAAAAGUUGUAUCGUACUACAUUACUAGUACAACUAGUAGUAGUGUACCUACUCGAAAUGAUCGCAUGACAAAUUUUCUCAGCAUGAGAUAUGGAAACUGUGAUGCGGAUUCACCUUGAGAACGAGAUUUGUCAAGCAUGAUUGCGAUUACUACGAGUGCGAUCAUACUUUUGCAAUUCACAGUGCACCGUUUGCAACGACGCUGGGCUCCGGCUAACCGAGGACGGUGAGUGUCUGCAGAACAGCUGCAACUGUGUAUUACAAUGAGAAAUGCCCUCACCCCCAGCUUGGCAGCCUCUGUAUUGCAAACCUUUCCAACAGAAACAUUCUCCAUCUUGCAUAUCUCAGCAUCACAAAUUUUCCAUGCUGAAUAGGUCAAAUCUGUGUUGCGAAGUAGCCCAACAGCAGCCGGAUCUGUUAUGCACAAGGCACCUUGCCUGCCCUGAUUCUGCAUCAGAAACGCUCGCAAUUCUUUUAUGCAAGACAAAAAGCUUUCACUUGGAAACUUUGCAUGACAAACUUCUGCAAAUUUCGGGGUGGGGGCAUUUUUCACUGUAAUACUGUGCGCAGGGCACGGCCGCGGUGGGCGCGCACUGCACGAGCAACAACGGCCACAUUUGCGCAUCCUGCGAGCACGACGGAUUGCGAUUGGAAGUAGAUGGAGACUCUACUUUUUGCAAGCAAAACGUCUGCACGUGCAACAACGGCACGAAAGCCGAGGGUGUUGAUUGUACAAUGCACAACGCGGAAAUCUGCGUGUCCUGCGAGCACGACGGAUUGCGAUUGGAAGUGGAUGGGGAGUUUACUUUUUGCCGGCAAAACGUCUGCACGUGCAACAACGGCACGCAAGCUCAGGGUGUUGAUUGUACGGAACACAAUGCGGAAAUCUGCGCGUCGUGCGACCAUGACUGGCUUCACGUGGACAAGAGCGAACACUGUGUGCAAAACGUCUGCACGUGCGCGAACGGGGAGGAGGUCAGUGGUGAAGCGUGCAAACAGCACGGGCUAGAGAAUUGUGCCAGUUGCGAUGCCAAUGCCGGUUUUGCGCCGUUCACGGUAGUUGAUACUCGCGGGGAACAAGAGGACUCUGAUACGGAAGUAGUAGAAGAUGCGGGAGCUGCAAACACGACAACCAUGGAGGCCGUCCACCAAGUUAUUUGCUGGCCCACGUGUGCGAUGCUGAAAAACCAGUGUAGUAGUACUGGAGGCGACCUAGUAUAUGCAUUGCAAAAGUAUCGUACUAGUAGUAAUCGCAUUACAAAUUAGCUCCGCAUGACAAAUGGAAUUUGUAAUGCUGUUUUACUUUGAGAUAAAAAUUUGUAUUGCAUGACUGCGAUUACUACGAGUACGAUACUUUUGCACAGGAUAUAGUGCCCGAAGGUGCCAUGAUCGUGCCGGACGAGAGGCAAAACACCUUUUGCACAGACCCGGCUAUCAAAUGCAAGUAUGUCCGGGUCUGGGAGGUUGCCAGAUUUGUCAUGCUAGUCUGGCAUGACUCUGAACUCUGUAUUGCGUGGCCGCGAAAAGAGCUUCCUAUCUGUCAUGCAAAAACGCAGUUUCUCAUGCGGAUUACGCAACUCUGAACCACGGAAAAACUUGUCAUGCUGGACAGCGCAUUACAGUGAGCUCACUCGUCCCUUUCUUGCGUCACAAGUUUCCAGACCCAGACAUUUUUGCAUUUGAUACCGGCCACCGCUUUACAACUUUCCUCGCCAGACGAGACCGGAUCUUCAUCUUCGUUUGUCUUGCGCCUGGAAAAGUACGUGCCUGGCAUUCCGGAAUGUGAGGCGGCGUGUUGUGUGGAAGCGAGCACAACGUCGACCACGACGACAACGACUAUGGCUCCUGCGAACGCCACCAGCAUCGACGAUUUGCGCGACAUUAUCGCUGUCGCGGCAAACUGUGAAUUGGCGGUCGCCUUGCUGCGAGGGUUUCUGCAGCCUUUCGUUGCGGCCGAGACCAUUACGCAGUCGGCCAUGGACACACUUGUCGCUGAUCUGCUCGCCGCGUGUCAGCAAGGAGGGGGUGACAACUCCACAGCUAUGGAUCACGUGCUCGACGAAGUGGAUGACGUGAUCUCCACGGUAACUGGCGGUGGAGCAGAAGCUCAACAACCAAAAGAAAUCGUCUUCAAAGACGAUGAGACCACAUCAACCGAAGAGCCACAGGGAGCAGGAGCGGAGACACUGGAAGACACCUCCAAAGAGGAAACAGCAGGCGUGGAUAUGGUCUGCAUCAUUCUGCUCGCCGGGGCUGCGCUGCUUCUCCUGCUCCUCUGUCUUGUCAUUUUCUGUUGCUUCUGUCGCGGUGCGAAAGACGACGAGAAGGAGCCGGGAAACGAAUUAUCCCAAAAGUUGUUGCGGGAUUCCGCCGCGGGGGCAGCGGCCCCCGGGGCUGAGGAGGGUGUCUCUGUGGUCGUGAAGAAUUCGGACGGCCACACCCCCGUAGACUUCGCCCGCUCGGUGGUCUUGAAGGGCUUCCUGUCCGCCGGAUUGUCGCGGGCGUACGCGGAAAAACUGGCCCAGCAGGUAGAGGACGAAAGUGUCGAGGACGAUGAACUCUUGUUGACGCCCACGGAUCCGAGUGAUUUGCAAAUCCUCCGGAAGUAUGCAUGGCACAAGUACUACCGCACUACAACUAGUAGAAACUGCAUUAGCAUGAAAAAAGGAGUUUGUCAUGCGGGCUUAGCUUGGGAAACAGAAUUAUCAUGCGUAACUGCAAUUAGGUUUAGGACGAGUGCGAUGCUUUUACAAUGCAUAACCCGCUGGGCAUGGACUUUGACGAUUCCGACCCGGAACGGGUGGGCCGCAUGCGGGAAUUCCUCAACAAUGUACAUCAGAAGCAGCAUGAAGACCGGAUUCACGAGCUGCAGGCGGAAGCGCGGAACACGGCGGCGGAGGCAGCAAUCGCGGUAUGCGUUGCAAAUAUGUCGGGGUCUGGAAACUUGUGAUGCGAGUUGGACAAUCAUGAGGAUGCCUCAAUUGAUGACAUCAAAGCAUGAGAAGUUUUUGAGUUGCUAGGUGUUGCCUAUUCCGCAUGGCAAACUGCGUUUCUGCUUCUGCAUGAGAGAAAAUUCGAUCGCUCGGGUAAGGUGCAUGACAGACUUGAGGGUCAUGCGGGUCGAGCAUGACAAGCCUUCCACUCUUCCAGACGCAAGCAUAUUUGCAAUCCAUACGCGGCCGAAGAUCACGACGAUUUAGUGGAGGCGAAGAUGCGUUUGAUCGAGAACGGUUACUCGCCUCACCUGGCCGGUUAUCUGGCGGCCAAGUUGCUGGAAAAGCUCGCGGAAAAACGGGACAAAACGGACCCGGACCACAAGGGCCCGCUGAUCCGGAAAAGCGCCGGGAAUGUCAAGAUUACGUUGGAAGACCUGCAAGAGUGGGAUUGGGAGGGCCACGCAGAGCCGGAGGACCGGGCAAAAGUGCAUGCCAUGAUCGACGCGGCUAUCCACAGUAAAUCAUUUUCCGUACACGUACAAAUGCUGUUUCUGCAUGAGAGAAGUUGCCUUCAAUCUCUAUUACCAUGACAGGUUUGACACUCCACGUUACGGAAAUUUGUCAUGCAUUUUGUACAUGUGCGGGAAAUUUGUAUUGCAUAAUGGCUGUGGAAAGUGCCUUCGAAGCGGAUUUUCAAAACUACCACCACCACUACGGCGAGGAUCUGGAGCAGACUAUGCAUUUUGCAACAGCAUCGUGGUACUACGUAUAAAUUGCAUCACAAAUUAGGACAGAAGUGGAGUUGUUUGUGUAAUGCUGAUUCAGGUUGUGAACAAAGAUAUUUGUGAUGCAAGACUGCGAUUUGCUCGAUACUUUUGCAGUUCAUACAGACCACGUUGCGCCGCUCGGUGGACGAAUUGGACCUGCACGAAUUUGACAAAUAUUUUUCCAUCAUGCCGGACAAGCACCAUUACAAACUCACCGGGGGAUCCUCUACCCUCCGAAGCGGUGUGUCCGCAACUUCUUCACGCCCGUCACAAGGCAGUGCCGAUAAGCAGCAGAAAGAACCGCAGCAGCAGGCCGCGGGAAGUACUACCGCCCGGGGUGCGAGCUUUGUGGACCGCGUGAGUGCAGCGAUUGACAACUCGCGCGACACUGGUGCUGCGGGACCGCUGCUUCCACCUCUGGCGACCGGGAUGUACGAAGUGUCUGGGAUUAGCAGUGCGAUUACUGGUGGGUCUGGUAAAUUCGCGCAGGCGAGCGCGACACGGCGUGAUUCACAAGAAGGAUUCAAGCCAAAAAGCUCCGCAAAAGUGGUUGAGUCCGCCCAGUUUGAGGCCGGGUCACGUACCGGUACGGAAGAAGAGGGAGCUAGCGGACAUGAGGUAUGCAUUGCAAAAGCAUCUGUAUCGCACUCGCAGGUGGAAGUGAAGUCUCGCAUGUUGGCAGAUGCGCUUUUCUACCCGAUAACUCCGCAUAACAAGUUCCAUUUUCCAUCAUACUAGUUAGACAAAUUUAUCUAUUGCCCUGCACUUACACUACAACGUAGAUGCGCGAUACUAGCAUAGCUUUUGCAAUGCAUACAUUGGUACUGCGCCGAAGAAGAAGAAAAAAGUUGCUGCGAAGAAGAAAAAGGCCGCGGCACCGCAUGGGGCGGUGAAACCGGAUGAAGAUUCCGAAUCGGCGGGAAGCGCGGAGAAGAAGGCGAAAGGAAUGCGCUGGGUGAAAACCGGGAAGAAAAGGACCGUGAGAGUUACCAAAUCUGGAGACGAGCAUGGUAGCUAUCAAAGAAAAAAGUUCGUCACGAUCACUCAUGCGCAUUCUUGCAAUACAAAAUUGUUUGUCAUGCGUAAAAAUGCAUCACAGCCAAACUUUAUCAGGGAUUUCCCUAGUGUUUCUGCAAUACAAGGAAAGUUUGUGAUGCUGAGAAAAUUUGUAAUGCAAAACCUGCAAGUUAGUGACUGUGACAAACUUUUUUCUCUCCAUAGUAGCAGUAGCAACCCGAGUAGCAGAGCCAGCAGUCGGGCCAAAAGCCCGAAGUCGGCCGCCGCGAUGAAAAAAAAAGUUGCCUCGCCAGCGUACACAACAAGUGACAGCGAGCCGCACGCAGACCUGCCGUCGGGGAUUUUUCCCGCCCCCGAUGGGAUCGACAGCUUUGCCUCCCCAAAAUCGCUGUUUGCCGAGCUUUCGCCCGCCGAAAAACUGCUUUUGGAAAGCGCGGAGCACGCCCUGGUCGCCACCGGAUUCGUCAAAGCGCAUGCGAAGCACCUGGCCAAGAAAAUCGCCGCGGUACCGGUGGAAGCGCACAACCAGGAAACCGUGGGUCUGACGAAGCCCGAGCAGGAUGCGGUGGCGAAGGGGCUGAAUGGGGCAAAGGCGACGAAUUUGGAGGAGCUUACCGAGGUGUUGGUGGAACAGAAAAAAGAUUUUUUCGCCUCACACCUCUCCGCCCGUGGAGCCGAGCUCCAGUCUCGCACCGCAGUGCAGCAGCAGCAAAAAGAACACCGGUCCUUCCUGUUUUCCAAAAUCACUGGGGCCCCCGCCACCUCGAACGCCACCAAAAUUUUAAGCGGAGCUGGUGCUGGACCGACGUCGACGUCGAGUGCUGGGGUCAAAGCAAAAAAGAAGGUUGCUGUGAAGAAAAAAGUAGCGGCACAGAAAUGAGCAUGAAGUACAAGAGAUGCAGCGGACGCGAGCUCCUGCGCGACCUGUCGAGGAUAACCAUCCUGACAGGCAAGAAAAGGGUAUUCAAAAGAACCAGAACGAAUUGAAUUUAACGCAAUAGACUAAGAUUUUUCUUCACCUCGUUUUGAACUUUUCUAUUUCACAGAAUCGGUUUUCCGCUUGUUGAGGUUCAGUUUUAAUAAUUGUUUCACUUUCAAAGAUCGUUGCACAGUUCAGUAGACGAGUACGGUUGUCGACUUGAAAAUUUUUUACGUUUCGUUCUUAUCAGCUCUUCUAGCUUUCACUUUCUUUCUCUCGUUUUCUUUAAAUUUCCAACACAUCCAGACUUUACGUACGAGAUAGCUAUCCAGAGUUUCAUCUAUCUGAAUACAUUCGAGUGCUGCUUGACAGUGCUGCUUGAAUUAUUGCAAUUUUAGGAACAUUUUACAAAUUUGAGUUUUGGUUUUCAGUUGGUUCAUAUUUCAAUUUACAUUUGCCGCCCUUGUUGAUUUCCUUCGUUUAUGUUUUAUCAAUCUCAUCUGUCAAUAUUAGAACCUGUAAGCCUUGUACGUUUUAUUUUUGACUCAGAAGUUUCUGGACCACGACGACGUCCACCUGUAGUUUAUUUUAGCACCGAAGUUGAAGUAUAAAAACCUGCAUAAUGAUCUUCGUCUUCCACAACUGUAUAAUUUUAUGCUCAUCUAAAAAUGUGAAAUUAAUUGCUACUGAAGACAAAAAUGAUACAUAGCAGUUUGCUGAGUUUCGCUGAAAAAUUUAUUUUUGUGUACAUUACGUUUUGAAAAAAGUUGUUUAUUCAUUGACGAAA
Amoebophrya sp. A120 is the source of this 9350-nucleotide messenger RNA. Lineage: Eukaryota; Dinophyceae; Syndiniales; Amoebophryaceae. The record is from the annotation of a GenBank genome assembly.